GAGGAGAUUAGUCAUUCCGUGAACUGUAGGUAACUGGGGCUAUUGAUUUCAGAUGGAUUUCCGCGAUUCACCCUCUUUCUCCGUACCUACCUGGUACGACAAACCGUUCCCACCGAACUUACAACUCCAUCAGUUAUGGAGUAGUUAAUUUUCUCCUUUAACAAUUUUGGAAAAGUCUUCUUCGUCGUCUCCUGUGACUGACAAGACCUUUCCAUUCUCUCACUAAAACCUCUCCCUCCCUCUCUCUCUCUCUCUGGGUUUAUUCAGCUGGAAUUGCCUACGCCCUACGGCACAAAAGAGUUCAAUUUGGCAGGACGUUCAUAUGACCUGGGGUUACCAAGGACAUAUACCAGAAGGUGUAAUGAGUUGUUUUUCUAACUGUUUUGGAAAGGAUGCUUCCCCACCUAAGCACACAAUUGACAUUGAUGAAGAGAUUUCAGGCAUCCAAAAUGUUAAACUGUACACUUACAGAGAAUUGAGUAUUGCCACCGGGGGUUUUAGUCCAGCAAACAAAGUUGGGGAGGGUGGUUUCGGUUCCGUGUACAAGGGAAGGCUCAAAGAUGGAACUAUGGUCGCAAUAAAGAAACUUUCUGCUGAAUCAAGGCAAGGGCUUCAUGAAUUUAUGACAGAGAUAAUUGUGAUAUCAGAUAUAGAGCAUGAAAACUUGGUUAAGUUGGAUGGUUGUUGCGUGGAAGGUAGCCAUCGAAUUUUGGUCUAUGGCUAUCUUGAAAAUAAUAGCCUGGCCCAAACCCUUCUAGGCAGAGGGGGCAGUGGGAUUCAAUUUAACUGGAAAACACGGUCUACAAUAUGCAUUGGCGUUGCACGGGGGCUUGCAUUCCUUCACGAGGAACUUAGGCCACAUAUUGUUCAUAGAGACAUCAAAGCAAGCAAUGUUCUUCUUGACAAGGACCUAACGCCCAAGAUCUCGGAUUUUGGUCUCGCAAAGCUUUUCCCAGAGCAGGUGACUCAUAUCAGCACACGUGUUGCAGGAACACUAGGUUAUUUGGCCCCAGAGUACGCUAUACGAGGUCAACUGACAAGGAAAGCAGAUAUUUACAGUUUUGGUGUUCUUCUCCUGGAAAUUGUUUGUGGGAGAUGCAACAACAACACGCGACUUCCUAUUGAGGAACAAUAUCUUCUUGAAUGGGUGUGGGAAUUGUAUGAGCGGGGGGAGCUUCCGCAGUUGGUUGACAAAACAUUGGAAGGGGACUAUGAUGUGGAUGAAGCUUGCAAAUUCUUCAAAAUUGGUCUUCUUUGCACCCAAGAUAUGGCAAAGAUCCGGCCAUCCAUGUCUGAAGUGGUGAAAAUGCUGACGGGCGAGAUGCAUGUGGAUGAUGAGAAGAUCUCAAAACCAGGCCUAAUUUCUGAGCUAAUGGGACUCAAACGUAAAAAGGAUUCAUCAGACCUGAUAUCCGGAGAAACCAAGAAGGUGGAUGACUCAUCAUCAGGGAGCAGGGACUUUACAUGUGCAACCAUGACUUUCACGUCAAUCUCUGCCCGAAGUAAUUGAGUUGUAAAAGAGGAAGAGAUGUAUUUUUUUCUUCUUCUUCUGGUUGCAUUUGUGAAUUGGAUAUGUAGGUUUUGAAUCUAUGGUCUGUCAAAAGCAAUUAUCUUUUGCGUAUGUUAUAGAGUCUUGACUACCUUUGAGUUUACGAAGCCAGUUCAAGAAUAUCAUGACUGUGGCUUCUAUUCGACAUGGGGCAUCCGAACACUUCUUCACUGUCCUUCUCUGGAUCCACCGACAAAUCAAAUGAGUUCACAAUGACGUGCCAUCAAGAUCUUCACUGCCAGAUACAGGGAUGCUUGGUUUCAGACAUUAUAUACUGGUGAAAAGGAACUUUUCAUUGCUAAUAAGGCAUGUACGCUUCUUUCUUACCUCUUUUUUCCGUCUGAAUUUUGAGAUAUUGUGAAGGCAACAGUAUAUAGUAUAUAGUAAAAUUCUUUUGCGCGUAUCC
Molecule: messenger RNA, 1955 nt
Organism: Rhododendron vialii
Lineage: Eukaryota; Viridiplantae; Streptophyta; Magnoliopsida; Ericales; Ericaceae
Product: cold-responsive protein kinase 1-like
Exons: 7
Coding region: 323-1510 (395 amino acids)
Biological process (GO): protein phosphorylation
Molecular function (GO): ATP binding; protein kinase activity
Source: RefSeq, a predicted model, not a curated record